AUGAUUAUAUUGGAAAAGCCCAUAGAGAAAGAGAGAAAAAAUGAUGGUAAUAAAAAGAUGAUUGAAGAUAUGAGAUCUCCAAGGAAGUAUGAAAGGAUAGGGGAGUGGAGACAGAUGAAACAGGAGGAAACCUAUUUCACUAAGCUUUGCAGCAAAGGGGCAGCUCUGGGAAAACCAUUUGAAGCAUCUGCUGAAGAUAUAGCAAGUGUGGCAAGUUUCAUUGAGACAAAGCUUGUUACGUGCUAUCUACGCAUGAGGAAACCCGACCUUGCCCUGAAUCAUGCACACAGGAGCAUUGUUUUAAACCCAGCUUAUUUCCGAAAUCAUCUUCGCCAGGCAACAGUGUUUAGAUGUCUGGAGAGAUAUUCAGAAGCUGCCCGGAGUGCCAUGAUUGCUGACUACAUGUUCUGGCUCUGUGGAGGAAGUGAACAGUGUAUAAGCAAGCUCAUCAAACUGUAUUGGCAGGCCAUGAUUGAAGAAGCCAUCACCAGAGCGGAAUCGUUCUCAGUUAUGUAUACACCAUUUGCAACAAAAAUCAGAGCUGAUAAAAUAGAAAAAGUAAGAGAGGUUUUCACAAAAACUCAUCCUGCAUAUGUGGAAUAUAUCUACACAGAUCUUCAAGGACUCCACAUAUUGCCUCAGACAGUUGACUGGUCAUCUUUUCCUCCCCAACAAUAUCUCUUGACCCUUGGGUUCAAAAACAAAGAAGAUGGGAAAUUUUUGGAAAAAUUAUCAAGUAGGAAGCUGCCUACAUUUACAGAACAUAAAACUCCCUUCAGUCUGCUGACCAAAGAAGACACAGUGAGACACAUGGAGACAAUGGGGAAGCGAAUCUUGCCAAUGUUGGAUUUUAUUAGAAGCACCCAAUUGAAUGGGAGUUUCCACGGGUGCUCAGGUGUGAUGGAGAAGUUGCAAUACGCCAGCCUCCUCAGCCGACUGCAGAGAGUAAAGGAGCAGUCCCAGGUGAUCAAUCAAGCAAUGGCGGAGCUAGCAACUAUUCCCUAUCUACAGGACAUCAGUCAACAGGAGGCGGAAUUGCUGCAGUCACUAAUGGCAGAUGCUAUGGACACCCUUGAAGGAAAAAGAAAUGACAAAGAACGUGUGUGGAAUACAAUCCAGAAGGUUGGACGAAUUGAAGACUUCCUAUACCAAUUAGAGGACAGUUUCUUAAAAACUAAAAAACUGAGAACUGCUCGAAGGCAAAAAACCAAACUGAAGCGGCUUCAAACCAUGCAGCAAAGCUAGUCACUGGGGGGCAGGUGCUACCAUCAAGAGGUCCCAGAGGAAGGGGCAGUGGCCUCCUGCUGGCUUGACUGUGGCAGUCCAGUAACAAAGGCCUACCCCUUGGCUCAUCUUUACAAAGGGAUUCUAUACUUCAUUCAUCUCGA
Molecule: messenger RNA, 1388 nt
Organism: Ailuropoda melanoleuca (giant panda)
Lineage: Eukaryota; Metazoa; Chordata; Mammalia; Carnivora; Ursidae
Gene: SPATA16
Product: spermatogenesis associated 16
Exons: 10
Coding region: 1-1245 (414 amino acids)
Biological process (GO): spermatogenesis
Cellular component (GO): Golgi apparatus
Molecular function (GO): protein binding
Source: RefSeq, a predicted model, not a curated record